AUACAUAUAUGUGUAUGAAUAUAUGCAUCUAAUUAAAAGUUUGGAUCCACAUAGUGUUGUUCAGAAGUCUGAAUAUAUGUUAUAUGUAUACAUAUAAGUCAUUAUUUGUUAGAUAAUGUGGUUUCGUUAAGUUGGUACUAAAACUAAAAUUUAGACAAAUACAUAUACAUUAUCGUUGCCUAACAAAACCCAAUUGUGAAAAUAUCAAUAAUCUAUCCUAUCACAACAGCUAACUUCGUUUUUUUAGCUGGAUAAUGGUUAAUCAAAGUUAUAAUUCAUCAGCAAAAGGACACUUAAGACAAAUAAUUAAUGUCAUAAAAGAUGAUGAUUUAAAUACAUUCAUUAAUGUUACAAGAUCAGUGAAUAUUUUUACAACAUUUGACUUCGAAACAACUGAAGAUACGUUAGUACGUCAAACAGGAGCAGUAAAAAUUACUGUAAUGUCAGCGGCAACAUUUCUUCACGUAGCUGCAUGGUACUCAGCACAUGAAAUAAUUGAUGAUAUUUUAAAACGACAUUCAGAGUCACUGAUUGAAAAGAAAACAGUAGAAGGUUUCACUCCAUUGCAUAUUUCUGCUGGAGUUGGUGAUUUUGUGGCAGUCGAAAGAUUAUGUAAAGCUGGAGCCAAUCCUGAAACCACAGAUACAAAUGGUAGAAAUGCAUUACACCAUGGUGUGGUUGGUGAUCCGGAGACUGCUGUUGUUCUUUGUUGUGUUAAUAAAAAAUUAGUCAUUGCUGCAGAUUCUAAAUUUCAAACUCCUGUUCAUUAUGCUUUGGAUCCGACCCGUUCAGCAUGUCAUAAGUUUUUGGCUGCAUUAUAUCAUGACGUUAUGAAAUCGAGUAGAGAGAGUUUUAAUGAAUUGUCAGAGAAUGAUAAGAACUUAUCAUUUACAUGGAUUCCUUUAAAUAUCAAAGCCCCUGUUUGUGUAAAACCGUCAACAAAUCCUGCUUCUCCUGAUUUAUGUGUAUGUAAUACACCAUUAACUGAACAUCAAGAAAUAACAAAAAAUCCUCAAUUUCUUAAAUCAUUAAGAAAUGGUAAAAUAAAAUAUUAUGAUUUACCAACAAAAACAUUCGGUGAUAUUGAAUUACCUACAGGUGCUUAUUCUCCAAAUUUCAUUCGAGUUUCGGACCAAACAGAUCCAGAAAAUAUGAUGCAUAUUUUCACUAAAAUUUGGAAUUUAUCACGUCCUCAAUUAGUAUUGAGUUUCUAUGGUGAUUAUACUGAUUCUAAGGUUAUUCGUGAGAAAAUACGACGUUUAAUUUGGAAAGCUAGCGAAUCUACAAAAACAUGGGUUAUCACUGAUGGCACCAAACGUGGUCUUUCAGGAAUAGCUAGUGGCGCCGUAAAAGAUUUUAUUCAAGCUUAUGGAGAAGGUCAAGUUGAAGCCAUUGGUAUAACACCUUGGAAAUUUAUAUCAGACAACAAAAUAUUUGUACCUGACGAUUAUUCCGGACUUUCCUCAGUAACAUUCUCUUCAACUGCAACAGAUAACAACAAACACUUUGUUUUGGAUCCAAAUCUCACUCAAUACAUUUUUGUAGAUACAACCAAACAACUCGUACCCCAUUACGAAUAUAACUUUAGGUCUUCAAUAGAAUUAAUCCUCAAAAAGUGGAAGUUAAUUCAAGAUGAUUCAUCACAAAUCUUGGCAGAAGCUCCAAUCCAAGUAUGUGCAUUUCUUUCCGGUGGAGACGAAUCAACACUUAAGGCAAUAUAUGGAACAAUGAAAAAUACGAUUCCUGUUGUACUUCUUAAAGAAACGGGCAGAUUAGCAGAUAUUAUAAUUCAAUGUAUUGAAGACACUGAACUUGGGUUUAAAGCUACAUAUAAAAAAUCAAUCAGCGAAGGGUCAACUGGAACGGAAACAUUUCAAUUAUCACCUGGAAAUAUUAAGCAAACUAUGGAAUAUUAUUGGGAUAAAAUUACACAUCCAGAAUUAUCCGUAUUGAUGAUUCAAGAAAUUUUAGAGGAAACCUAUUUAUUUAGUAUCUGUGAAGCAGAAAGUGAAGAUGAACAUGGUGAAUUAGAUUAUCAUCUUUUAUCUUUAAUAAUGAAUCCUUCCAUAAAGGAGAAUGAAAAACCAGAUGAACUUAACGAAACUCUUCUUUCUAUUGCUAUUGCUCUAAAUCGAAGUGAUAUUGCUAGAGAUAAAGUAUUUAUGGAAGGAGUGAAGUGGGAUAAUUCUAAAUUAGUGAAACAUAUGAAUGCAUUGUUAUUAUCAAAUAAAGUACAAUUUAUUUGUGUAUUUAUUGAGAAAGGAUUUUUAUUAUCUAAUUAUUUAACUGCUGAAAGACUUCAAUUACUGUAUACACAAUCUAUUCAUUCAGAUCAUCCAGGAGAAGCUCUGAUUAAUGUGAUUCGUGCAUUUGUUAAAAUACCAGAUCAGAUUAGUCUUUAUUUGAUCGGUCGUGCACUACGUGAACUUGUUGGUAGACAAUAUUUUCCGACUUAUAUGGCUCCGCACUUUUUCUUGAUAACAACUGGAGCACCAAAAGCACAAAUAUUUGAGAAUCCUGCAACUGAUUUAUUUAUUUGGGCUUUAUUAACUGAACGAGCUAAUUUAGCCGAUUAUUUUUGGACACAAGUUCAAGAUCCACUUCCAGCAGCAUUGUUUGCUGCUUUACUAUUACGGCGUUUAGCAAUGAAUGCAACAUCUUUAGUGACUAGAGAAGGAAUGUUUGAAUACUCAAGAUCUUUUGAAUCAAAAGCUUAUAGUUUAUUAACUGAAUGUUAUAAUGACAAUCAAAGUUUGUCAUUUAAAACAAUUAUACUUGAAAGAAAAUUAUUCGGACGUAUGUCAUGUCUUAUGCUAGCUGCAGAAGGAAAAUCCAUGAGUUUCAUUUCACAUCAGUGUUCUGAACAAUAUCUUGAACGUGUUUGGAAUGGAAUGAUUGAUCCAAGAUCAGGAAUGUUUCCGUUUAUUGUAGCGUUAAUAAUUGGAAUAACCCUACCUCCAUUAGUACCAUUUUCGUUGAAAUUCCAAGUCAAAGAAAAUGAGGCUUGUAAAUUUGAAAUGGAUAAAAAAUCUAAAAAGCCAUCAGAUAGAAAAAUGUCUAUGGAUGCCAAAAGACCACCACAUGAAACCUCGAAAAAUGUCCAAAAUUCAUUAUCAUUAUAUUUUCGAAAGAUUCAAGGAUUUUAUUUAUCGCCUUGUGUACGAUUUUCAUAUACAACAAUUUCCUACAUUGCAUUUUUAUGCUUUUUUACCUACGUUUUAUUAUUUACUGUUGAUCUACUCUUACCUGUAUACUCAUUUCAAAAUAUUUUCUUAUAUAUGUGGGUGAUCUCAUUUAUUGCAGAACAUAUACGUCAUGGAAUGCUAGGUGAAAUUCCAUUUAAAAUAUAUUUAACAAAGUUAUGGAAAUGUUUGGAAAUUAUGGCCAUUAUUAUAUUUAUACUUGGCACAGCAUUACAACUUUUAGUAUUAACUGAAGAAGCGGAAAGAUUAUCAUUUACACCAGUGAAUCCAGUUAGUGCUAUACAAGAAGCUUUAUUGCAGUUGGCAAGAAUAUUUUAUGGACUUUCAUUGUGUAUAUUCUAUCAUCGUAUUUUAGAAUUAUUUACAGUAAAUAUACGUUUAGGACCAAUGGUUAUUAUGGUACAAUCUAUGAUUGUUCGUGAUUUAAUUCCAUUUUUGGCUUUGUUCACUGUUGUCGUAGCCGGAUUUGCAAUAUUACAAUGGGUUACUGCUUAUCAAUCAACGGCUAGCUUAGAUCCAUUAACAAAUUUAUUCACUGUGUUCAAAGCUUUACAAUUGGCCUAUUUUCAAGUGUUCGGUGAAUAUGAAAUGGAUACUUUAUCUGGUGAAGUUUUAUUGGACUCUUGUAAGAAUGAUAAAAUUAAUUGUCCAGGAGGCUGGUCCACUUGGCUAUCACCAAUACUUCUUGGUGUAUACGUAAUACUUACUCAAGUUUUACUAUUGAAUCUUGUAAUUGCUAUGUUUGCCUCUACGUAUAUGAGAAUUGAAUCAGCAUCAACAAAAUAUUGGGCAUUACAAAGAUAUCAUAUAGUAGGAGAAUAUGUAAAUCGUUCACCGAUUCCACCUCCUCUAAACAUAAUAUGGUAUAUUUAUUUAAUAAUACGUUAUAUAAUAAGAGGUUGCAGGAAAAGUCUACUGAAAAGUGAUCAUCCUUUUAAAAAAUCCUAUGAACCUGGAUCACCUCAAGAACUACGUCUUAUACAUUGGGAAAGAUUACGUUUCUGGGAUUAUGAUCGAUAUAUUAUUCAAGGCAAAAAACGUAAACAAAAAGAGAGUGGAAAAAUGGUCAGUGUCCGAACUACAGUAAUGCAGAUGAACAGAGGUGCUGAAAUUUCAUCAGAGAUAUCUGCAGCUAUCUCAACAUAUUAUCAAACAACGCAUGAUUUCCUAACAAGAGUUGAAUCAAAAACUGACAGGCUUAGAACUGUUGAAGAGAAAGUUGACAAAGUAUUAAGUUUAAUCAAAGAAUUAAACUCAAAGAAAUCACAACCAGAAGAAACACACCCUAAACCGCAAACACGCAUGGAUCCAUCUCUUGAUUCACGACUUGAAAGAAUACUUAUAACUAAAGAAAAACCAAGUAAAGUUUACUCCAGAUCAAAAUCUAGUGAACAACCAAUGAUAAAACUGGUUCAAGGAACAAGAAACAGUCAGCUAGCUGUUCUCGAAAAAGGACCACACAAAUAUGCAGGAUUUGUGCCCCCAACAGCUGAUCGCACACCUCGUCUAUUUCCGCAUCCAAUACCAUGGGAAAAACAGUCACAGAAACCAAUGUGUUUAGGCUGGAAACCUCCAGUUUACUCAAUUGAAGGAUGGACUGAACCAGGAAAUUUCGCGGAACUUUCAGAAGAAAGAAAGCUUCAGUUCAGAACACGAAUUCCUAAUGUUCCUUCUCCUGAUCCAAUAACUGGAUGCCCUAGAAAUCCUGGUGGUCGCACUGGAGUUAAUGGAAAAGGACAUUUACCUGAAUGGGGUGCAAACUCAGCUAUUAUACUAGUCAUUACAAGAAGGUCAAACGAAUGUCUAUCUGAAUCCAAAUAUACAAAAGAGGAGGCUCUUAAAGUUAUUGUUUACAAAAAUCCGUUAGGCUCACAACUACCAUGGUUUCUAGUUCAACAUCCUAUUGGUUGUGAUCAUAAAGUAUGUGUAAACGAGAUAUUUGAUAUUCUUACAAAAAGUCGUAUGAAACAUUUGGUAAAAUUGAUGCCAACAAAGAAAACAACUUUAGUAAAAACCCUGAAAAAAUUCACCAGUUUAACCACAAAAAUUGUAGGUUGAGUAUUAAUCUUAAAAUUGCUAUUUAUUAUUUCAAAUUUAAUGUAAUGAAGACUUUGCUUAUGAAAUCAGGUAAAAAGUGAUUAACUGUUUAUAUUAUAGUUAAUCAUAGAUAAUGAGCGAUUUGGAACCAUUGUGUAUCAAUCUGAGAUGAUAUACCUCACCUAUCGGUACAGCGAGAAAUGAAAUUUACAAGGUUAAAACGAAAAUAGGUGAAAACUAUAAUAUACAUGAAAAUAAAAAACAAAACGAGAGAAGUAUACUUCAAAGAAAGUAAAUGAGUUUGAAUAGUGGAAAGUAUAGAAUGACAUAAAACUCAACAGUCAAACGACGACAGCAAGCGGAUGAAGUCUCACCACUUUGGUCGAUUUCGGUUAAUGUGAUAUUACGUUUCCAAUCAUAGAUUACGACUCUCUCCUUGUUACUGGUGAUUGAGAAACUGAUUAUUUCAGCAGGAUAAAUGAACAUUUAUAAAAACACGCUAAUUAUUUUGAAAAUAUACUAAGAAAAAAUUAACCUCAGAAACUUUGAUGCAUUUUUGCCAUACAUUUCGAAUAACCUAGUCACAUAUACACUCAAGGUCUAUUGAAUAAAAAGUUGAACGAAUAUAAAAUGAUAAUUUGAAAACAAAGUAGAUGAAAAGUAAUGUGAUAUGGAAAGAUUAAAUUGACUCAUCAUCCUACGCAGAUCCAAGAUAAGGAUAAGUUUAUUUGGUACACAAAAACAAAGUUUGAGUUUUUUAAAGACCAAGGCUUUCUUAACUAAUAAUCUCCAGAUAAAACUUUUAAAGCUAUUUUAAGGUUCAAUCCCAUAAAAUGUUUUAACUAUGCAUUUUGUCAUGGGAAAGUACAGUUUUUUUGAAUCCCAUAUUUGUCAAAGCAUUUGAUUAUAAGCGAUUAUGUAUGUAUAUAUGCUCAACUACCCAUCUUAGCAUCGUAUGAUUAAUCCCACUGUUUUUGUGCACACACCUAUUACUCUUAAACGAUUGUUUGAUCAAAAGACAGAUAUCGAGUCCAAAGAACAAUUGCUAAUAAUCAAAAAAGCUCUAAGAAUGUGGUUAGUAAAAGUUGCGCGUCAGUUAAAAAAUGUUAAGCCUAAGAAAUUAAGUUAGAAAGUCAUCAAAGUUAAAUUUAUGAACAUCAUGUCAAAUUCUAAUGUAAAUGCUGGCUUGCUCAUAAAAACGAAGCAUAAAAGUGUGCAUUCAAGUAUUUGGUAAUGUGAUUGGUAUAUAGUUCAAAAUUUUUACAAACAUCGCGAGUAUAAAUACUUAGAAGUGCUUUAACAGGAUCAGAAUUUUAGAUUGGUAGCUGUCAUAUAAAUAGAUGAAAUACAAUUAUCCUAAUUUUUAUUACUUCACUUACUCAUAAAUAUCAAAAAGGAAAGUUCUUAAAAACACUGGAUAUGUUCAAAUGUUCGACUCGAAAAUUGAAAAUGCACAUUCUGCAAUCAAAGCUUCGAGUACUGAAACACUAAGUUUCGUCAUUUUAAUAAUAACACGAAAUUUAUUUCAGAAUCUAUUAAUCUUGCCGACUUGUACGUCCAUAGACAGUUACACGUAGAAGUGACUGAUAAAUCUCAGAUUGUCACCAUUAGAUAUUAUGAUUUUCAGAUACCUUUGUUUGAUUAAGCGAAUAAACUUUUUGUUUAGAUAUAUUCUGGAUAUUUGGAUGAUACAAUCAAUACAGAUAACGCCUGGAUCGAACCAACUGUGGUCCAUAAACAUAUUUCUGAUCCAUAUUUUGAUCAUGAUGAACUUAUUCAGUUACUCACUUCAGAAGGAAUUAAUGCGGUGUGGUUAGAUUCAACAAAUACAGUAGGCAUGAGAUCAAGUCAUGAGAAAAUUCUUCGACAAGUCAUAAAACGAAUACAAUCUUCCAGUACAGAAACGUUAAAAAUCGUAAAGGAAGUCAAAUUCCAUGAAGAAGAUGUGUGAUUAAAUAAAAACAAACAAAACAUCUAUCAAAUAGACUUGCUGUAAACUAGUUGGUGUCUAAAUUUUCACGUAAUUAGUUAUAAUUUUGUUGUUUCUCAGAAAACAGAUUUGAGCAUGUAUAUUCCACUAUUUUGAUAUUUAAUAGAAAUAUUUCAUUAUUGAAUUCCAAAGGAAAAAGAUUUUCACAUGAAUUUGUACAGUAACACUUCUGAAUGAAGCUGUUAGAAAUUUGUGCAGUUAAUGUGCCACGUCUAGUGGUUACCUUUUCCAUUCGAGUCGAUUAAUCCUUCUGAUAUUAGACAAAAACGUCUCUCACGUAUCACUUUUCUUGGUUGCUUAUUUUGCAUUUUAUCUAGCUAGUAUUGUAAAAGUUUAUUGAAGGAUACACCUUGGCUACUCAAAUACAUACUUUUCUUUACAGUUAUUUAACAUCAUGUAUUUUACUCUUUCUGAUUGUUUUGUUAUACGAAUACGAAUAAUUUGGAUACCAUGUUUUAUGAGCUGAGCUUAUUAUUCGUAUAAUAUCCAUUACCAGUUAAACAGUUUAACGUCUAGAACUAAUGGAUUCUUUUUAAAAAUGCUGACUUAUGCAUUAAAUACUACUAAUAGUUGGUAAAAGUUAAGCAGUAAGAUAAGCGAAAUACACAGUGGUAAUCGUGUAUUAAACGUAUAAAUUAAAACUGCAAGAGACUGUACAAACGUCACCAGGAUUUAUUUGAUCGAGAUAUGCCAGCCUUAAUGUUUGAUUUAAAUAAUAACCAUUUCUUGAUAGUGAAAACAAAGAAGUGGGAUUGGACAGAAUGUGAAUCUCAAACUGUUUUAUAUUUCACAUCUAUUUAACUGUCAAUCAUUUUGCGCAGUGCCCACACAAUGAUUCACAUUUUAUAUAGUAAGAAUCAUUAAAAUACUUUGAUCCACUUAAAAGACAUACAGGUUGUAAAGAUUUUGUUAAAAUUGUUCCCCCUCUAGUCUCAUUGAGAAAACCUCUAACUGAUGACUUAAAAUACUAAGACCUCUCAAAAACUAUCAUGAAGUAUUCCUGUGGUCCUAUAAAAUUUAAUUGACUACUGAUUUGUAACUAUUCAGCAUUUGAAACACAACAUCGUAUAUCUAGUUUUGAUUUUAUCAUUAAUAUCCUAUGAAAGCGUUGAUUAGACACCAAUUUUAUGUUCAUUAAAUUGUGUAACUGUUUUUGCUGAUACUUAACGACGAAUGCAGAAGGUUUAAUAAAUGUAUUUAAUAGCAAGGAAAUGAGACCAAAAAUUUGUUUAGCAAGAUUUUCUACCAGAAUUUCAUCGUUCUCUCAACCACGACAUCGCAAAUAUACAGGACACCUUACUAUUUAAAUUAUUUCAGUAGCUACCAAGAACUAAGCAUUGGCAAGUAACUUUAGUUUUAAUUUCUCUUUUAUAGGCAGGUAUCCUUAUUUAAGAAACAGAAACAAGCUGAUACACACCGAUCACGUUUUACCACAAACUAGAUAAUAAAUGGAUAUUACCAUAAUUCUAUUUUUCAACUCCUUCCAUAGAUUGUUUGGAAAAUCGUACUGAAUAUUAAAAAUAGGGGAAAGUGAAAACUUAUCACACUUCAGAUCAUGCGGCAAUAUAUUAAGAAAGCACUCGAUCUAAAUGAAAUUACAGUGGAAUCCCAAAACUCGACUGAAUAAAUUUUAAUCAUCACUUCGCCUUGUUGAUGCAUCCCAACAACUAAGAAAAUGAGGGUCAGGGCUUUAUAAAUUCAAAGCAUCAAGUCGUUCAGUACAACAGGCGUAGUACAAGAGUUGCGUUGGCAUGGAUUACAAAACACACUAAAUAAUUACUAGUAACCAGGACGCUUUAGGUAGACUUUUUGCAAAAUUUAUAAUCCGACAUGAAAAUAACACCUAGAUGAAAUUAUUUUUGCACAAGAGUAUGUAUGUUUAAAGGAAUUAUACUGCUCAGUAAGGUAAACAAUGCACGUUAUAUUACGACAGUGUUUUUACAAUUAGCCAUUGAAAUUACCCAGUGGUUGGUUACUAAGACAGCUGACGAGCCAUUCUUGGUGUUACUGGUUUCUACAUAAACACUCAGACAUUUUCAUUUGUCGUCUAUUGAUAAGAACUCGUUAAGGUGGACAGUGGAUAUCAGAAUGCAUACACUUCUCUUCUUAGUUGAUCGAUGUUUACACUUCAGUGUCCGCGUUUCAUUAACACCAACAUUUAAUCUGUUGAGUUACAAUUUGAUAUUACUAAAGACAUACACCAAUUUAAACCAUGAUUUGUGUUGCUGUAUUUCGAGCUCACUCAGAGUUAAUGGACUAGAACCCUAUGUUCGAUCUACUACACGUUCCGACAGACAAAUAUUAACCUUGAAUUAAGGUGUGAAGUGAACUAUGGAGAUGACGGAAUGCAAAUCAUUACCACAUACUGACGUCUUGGAUGAUGGGUUGAGCUUUCCGAAGAGCAGUUCAACUGAUCUGCUGACCUGACAACACCAACCAGACGGUCCUGCUCUCCAUGGCCAGUAACGAGUGAUCCAUAAAACGAGGUGUAAGUGCACAAGCAACACAAACUCCCGAAGCGCCAGGCCCAGAAAACUUACCUCCAACCCAUUGUUAGCGAUGGUGAAGACCUACUUAUCGAACUGACAGAACCACUUGCAUAAGUUUGAGGACUCUGGAAUGUUACAACAUCGUGAAAUGAGUCAUCAUCACGUACGUAACAACUACAUGGGAAUAAGUCUACUUCCGAUUGUGUCCAAACUGACAUCGAAUCGAGAGAAGUAAGUUGAUUUCAUUCCGGUCAAGGAUGUAUUGAUCAUAACUCUGAACUCCAUCGAAUGUCAGAACAGUCAUACUUAUUACAGGCCAAUAACCGUAGCGUUCCUUAACAUCAAGUUAUUAGACAGGAAUGUUCUCUGGGAUCGUCUAUUAGAGAAGGGUUUAUCUGAGAAGUUUAAAGGCCCUGUAUACAAACACCU
Messenger RNA from Schistosoma rodhaini, 10148 nucleotides. Lineage: Eukaryota; Metazoa; Platyhelminthes; Trematoda; Strigeidida; Schistosomatidae. The record is from the annotation of a GenBank genome assembly.